Molecule: messenger RNA, 3022 nt
Organism: Paramormyrops kingsleyae
Lineage: Eukaryota; Metazoa; Chordata; Actinopteri; Osteoglossiformes; Mormyridae
Product: alpha-taxilin
Molecular function (GO): syntaxin binding
Source: RefSeq, a predicted model, not a curated record
UUAUUCUCAGGCUAUUUCCUUUGUCAGUUGGCAGAAAGAAAAGCGGACAGUUAAAGUCAAUUUGCGGUGGCUGCUUGUGAGUACAGGAAUAACGAUGAAGAAGCAAGACAGUGAAAGCCAGUGUCAAGAGAGCAACAGCAGCGACUCUGUGCCUUUGAGCACAGAGGUAGUGGCUGGCCAAAGCCCUGGGGCAAUAGGGACCUCUGGCAGCUCAGAUGGGAUCGAGGGCCAGCAGCCUAUAGAUACUCCACUGGACACACAGGUCAACAAUGGAGCUGAAGAGACAACAGCAGAGGAGCUCAGUCGUCAGUUGGAGGACAUCCUCAGCACUUACUGCCUGGGCGAGGGCACGGAGGACAGGGCGCUGCCGGAGGCCUGCGACGGGCAGCCUGACGGGGCCGAUCUCAGCGGCGUGACCGAGCAGGGCGACGACAAGACCGGGGGGCUCAAGCUGAACGGCAGUGUCACUGAAAAGGAUCCCAAGAAGGAGCAGGAGAAGAAGAAGGUCAAGGGCUUGGGUAAAGAGAUCACGCUGUUGAUGCAGACGCUAAACACCCUGAGCACGCCGGAGGAGAAGCUGGCCGGCCUCUGCAAGAAGUAUGCCGAGCUGUUGGAGGAGCAUCGCAACGCACAGAAGCAGAUGCGGGUGCUGCAGCGGAAGCAGGCGCAGCUCAUCCAGGAGAAGGACCACCUGCGCAGCGAACACAGCAAGGCCAUUCUGGCGCGCAGCAAGCUAGAGAGCCUCUGCCGGGAGCUACAGAGACACAACCGCACGCUCAAGGAGGAUGGCGUACAACGCGCCCGCGUGGAGGAGGAGAAGCGCAAAGAGGUGACGUCCCAUUUCCAGGUGACGCUGAAUGACAUCCAGGCACAAAUGGAGCAGCAUAACGAGCGCAACAGCACACUGAGGCAGGAGAACAUGGAGCUGGCCGAGAAGCUGAAGAAGCUCAUUGAGCAGUACGAGCUGCGUGAGGAGCACAUCGACAAGGUGUUCAAGCACAAGGAUCUGCAGCAGCAGCUGGUGGACGCCAAGCUCCAUCAGGCCCAGGAGCUGCUUAAGGAGGCUGAGGACCGACACCAGAGGGAGAAGGACUUUCUCCUGAAGGAGGCUGUGGAAUCCCAGAGGAUGUGUGAGCUGAUGAAGCAGCAGGAGGUUCACCUAAAGCAGCAGUUAUCCUUGUACACGGAGAAGUUCGAGGAGUUCCAGAACACGCUCUCCAAAAGCAACGAGGUGUUCACCACGUUCAAGCAGGAGAUGGAGAAGAUGACGAAGAAGAUAAAGAAGCUGGAGAAGGAGACGACGAUGUACCGCUCCAGGUGGGAGAGCAGCAACAGGGCUCUGCUGGAGAUGGCGGAGGAGAAGACGGUGCGUGAGAAGGAGCUGGAGUGCCUCCAGGGGAAGGUGCAGCGGCUGGAGAAGCUGUGCCGGGCGCUGCAGACGGAGCGCAAUGAGCUCAGCAAGCGGGUGCAGGGCCUGGGGGGCCCGGGGGAGGGCGUCGAGACCGGGCCGCAGCCCCCAGCACCGCCCAGAGACUCUGACGAGGGGGGCUCUCCCGGCAGCCCAGAGCCAGAAUGCACCCCCCCCCCCCCCGCCCCCCCCCCCCCCCCCCCCCCCCCCCCCCCCCCGUUCCACUGCUUUCUUUUCUCUCCAUAUUCUUCCAGAGUAUGCCAGUCUUUUCUAAGGGCAAAACCACAUGUACGUCAAGGAAAAAAAUCUUAAUUAGUUUAAUCCCCCCUCCCCUCCCCAUAAUGCAUACAUUGCUACGAGGAACAGUGCUGCUGUUUGUCAAUGCAGAGCGUCUGGGUUCUGUCUGCGUUUUCUUCUUUCCCCUCUGUGUCGGGUCCCUUUACACAAGCUUCCCCUGAUCUCUGCACUCUGCAGGAGGGCCUGUUCCUGUUCCAGGCAUGGCUGCUGCGUUGCCUGAACGGGCGACAUCCGUCCCUCUUUCCUUAUCCGCUGCCUUAACCUGCGCGCUGCGGGGCGCAUAACCCCUGACCCCGGCACCGUCUCCUUUAGUCGCUUCAGUUUCAGAAACCACAGCAUUUUGUCAUUUUUCUUUUGAAAACCAAGGGGCUACAUUCAGAAGCCCGUAGCGUGUGUCAUGUAACGGCCAGGUGCUCUUAAGUUUUACACUCGGUUCUCCAUAUCAGUCUGUUUUUGACACCUUUGUGUUGCACAAGUCAGCUGACAUGUAGGUUGUUUAUAUUUUAUAAGACUAUUUGCCACAUAUAGAUCAAAUUGCACUAGAUUUAUUAUAUAAUCUUGUGUACUAAUGCUAACGAAUGAUUGCUAUUCUUGGACCAAUUCAUAGCUGUUAUCUUUCCUAUAAAAUGCUUCCCGUACAAAUGAGAUUAAAUAAUUAAAAUAUUAUUGGUUUGUUUUUGUGUGGUUUAUGCAUUUGGGGUUAGGUGAAAUUGGUCAGUCUUCUGCACAACCCAAACAAAUAUCGAUUCGUAAAAUGUUUCAAUUUCAUCUAAUUUCUUCCUCCUGGAUUUUGGGUGUUGGAUCAUUCUUCAUUGUGUUCUGCAGAAGGCCCCCCAUCCAACAUUUCCUAUGAAAGGAUGGUGUAACCUGAAUGUACUAACGAUAUUUAUUUUCUGACACUAGCAGCACAGAAGCAUUGUAUCCUUUGUGUCCACGUGUUUUUUUUUUUUUGUUUGUUUUUGCACUGUCAGUAUAUUUCGUGUGUCAUCUCACCGAUAGGCUUUAGAAUUCACAGGAUCCUCAUUUCUGUACUUUUCAUAUCUAUUAACCAGGUACCAAAGACUGCAUUGCUCUUCUGACCUCUGAAGUUUGCUGUACUGUAUCUGUGUUUGUACUGUCUGCAUUUAAAAUAAAACACCUCCGUUUUUAUGCUUUUGUUUCACUUAGGCCGUGUAUUCAGGUGAAACUGUUCACCUGCAGUGGGCUGGUGGUCAUGUGACACUGCUGCUUCCUCUCGCAGGUCGGCUGGAGUUCGGUUUCUUCGGCUGUCUGUGCUCAGUGACGCUUAAGCUUUCAAUAAAAGCGAUCAUGCCUUUG